AUGGCUCGUGGGAUAUGGGAAGGAGAUGAUCGUGGGUCGUUAAAGGUUAUUAAUUGUGGAUUGAAGCUGAAGAAGUUUGCUGAAGUUCCAAUGCCAAAUGUUGUACAACAUUGGAUUCUAUUUUUAGCUUACCUCACUAUGGCUGAUGUUGGUCUGAUAUCUGCUUUUGUUGAAAGGUGGCAUAUAGAGACCAACUCAUUUGUUUUUCUAUUUGGACAGAUGACCAUCCCAUUGAACGACGUCGUGACUCUUUACCUCUCAGCCCAUUGUAAAUUUUUUGAUGCACAUAUGAAUAUGAACACUAAUAAUACUGCAAGAGAUGCACAUGAGUUCUUAGGUGCAACAUGGGAGGAAACAUGUGCUGAAAUUACUUAUAAUAAAUGUGUGCAAUAUUUACUACAAUGGUUGUGUGAUUUAUAUAACCGUCUCAUUCAAAGUAACAUGUUUGAGUGUGCGGCUAGAAUGUAUCUGUUGCAUUUAGUUGGCAGCACUAUUUUGGCCGACAAAACACAUACGCGUGUGGAGGGGAAAUAUGUUAGUUUGUUUAUUGAUUUAGAUCGUUGUCAGGACUAUUCGUGGGGUACCGCUUCAUUAGUUGUCCUAUAUGACAAUAUGAGAUAUGGAACUAUCCACGACAGUCGACAGUUGGGAGGUUACAUGACCCUAUUACAGCACUUUCCUAGGAUCAGUAAGCGGGGUGAUAGAGGAGCGGUUCCUGCACAUCUUCCAAGAGCAUGUAGGUGGAAUGCAAAAUACGCUGUUGAAGGUGGACUGAUGACAUAUCGGCGGAGACUUGAUGCUUUGUUGCUCGAGGAUGUAGUAUUUACACCAUAUGAUAAUGAUCGAGCUAAUCAUCCAUUUGCAUUGACUUCGAUGUUCUCCAGAUACCUUCGAUGUGGUGGAGUCUCAGUCCCAUAUCAGCUGGAGCGAUGUCUUCAAAAGUUUGGUCGUAUUCAAUGCAUUCCAUGUGACAUUCCUCGGGCGCCAAACAAUAUAGAUUGGGAGUGGCAGACUACUAUGAGAGCAUCUGUAGCUGCUUUUUGGAGCCUAUAUCCUAUAGCGACUUUUCUUAGAGAGGUCAUUGCAGACUACUAUGCAUGGUACUUAAAUGUUUCACAUCCUCUAAUCUUCCCUCCACCAACCGCUAUUGCACCUUCGAUUCCACCUACUGUUGCACAUGAUCCUCACAUUCUGCAUUUAUUUUGA
Messenger RNA from Cicer arietinum (chickpea), 1206 nucleotides. The record is from RefSeq and is a predicted model, not a curated record. NCBI's taxonomy places the organism in Eukaryota, Viridiplantae, Streptophyta, Magnoliopsida, Fabales, Fabaceae.